Molecule: messenger RNA, 730 nt
Organism: Phalaenopsis equestris
Lineage: Eukaryota; Viridiplantae; Streptophyta; Magnoliopsida; Asparagales; Orchidaceae
Product: protein MKS1-like
Exons: 1
Coding region: 31-606 (191 amino acids)
Cellular component (GO): nucleus
Source: RefSeq, a predicted model, not a curated record
CCUCUGCCUCGAACCCUAACCUCUUCUUCCAUGGACCUCUUCGAACAGCCAAGAGGAAGACCCUCUCCAAAGCGAGGAAUCCAACUCCAGGGCCCUCGCCCCACUCCCCUCAAGGUUAACAAAGACUCCCACAAGCUCAAAAAACCUUCUUUUCCUCCUCCUCCUCCCACCCAUCUUCCCGCCGCCCAACGCCGCCCUCCGGUCAUCAUCUACACCGUCUCCCCAAAGAUAAUCCACACGAAGCCGAGCGAGUUCAUGUCCCUCGUUCAACGCCUCACAGGCUGCUCUGCUUCCGAAGCAGCCGCCGCCGCCGCCGCCACCGACCCUUCCGAAGGCAACUUAUCCGCCGAUAAACAGAGCUCGCCCGCUCAAAACAGGGCUUCAAAGGAACAGGACGACACGGAUGAGCUCCGGCGGCUAGUAAUAGGCGGCGCUUCCGCCAAUGGAAUUCAGCCGAUAUCACCGAACUUUUUCUCCCCGUCGGUGGUGGAUAUAAAUCAGUUCAAUUUUUUCCAUGAGUUGAAUGUGCCGGCUUUGCAUGGCAACAAAGGGAUGAUGGAUGGAGGCUUCAUAUCCAGUCCUGGUAAUUUCUUCUUUUCGUUGUGAAUGAGAGAGGAGAAUAAGUUGGUGUACUGAAUGGGAUACUGUCAUUAAAUUUUAUAGGUUAUAGGAUUUGUGUUUUGAUGAACUCUGCUGUUAUUUAGCGACUGUGCUGUGAAUAAUAAAUCUG